AAAAUAAAAAGAAUAUCAGAGCCAGGUUUCGAUCCUGGGACCUGUGGGUUAUGGGCCCACCACGCUUCCGCUGCGCCACUCUGAUUGUUGAAAGCUGUUGAAAUUAAAUAAUUAAAGAACAAUUAAAUAUGUCGUCCUCUCCAAUUUCCUUUACUCGGAACUAUUAUUCCCAAUCGGAGAAUUGCGAAGAUCAAAAAAACACUGGAAGAUGCGGCGACGACCAGGAAUCGGAGGGCUACAAAAGGCCGCGGCUGCGCGGGAUCAGUACCGGUUAUUAGGAGAGAAUGUGGCCAAGUUACGAACUGAUAUGAUGAAAGAACAGCUCGCCACUUUCAAGUCCCAGCUUGAAGAGUUCGCUCGUAAACACAAGAAUGACAUUCGUAAAAAUCCAUCCUUUAGAGCUCAGUUCCAUGAAAUGUGUGCUAAAGUUGGUGUGGAUCCACUUGCUUCAAACAAGGGCUUCUGGGCUGAGCUUCUUGGAAUUGGUGACUUCUACUAUGAACUUGGCGUUCAGAUUAUUGAAGUUUGCAUGCUUACAAGGUCCCUCAAUGGAGGUUUGAUCAGCUUGCAAGAGCUUUGCAACCAUCUUCGUCAGAGAAGGAAAAAAGACCGUGAAGCUGUCACCGAAGAUGAUUGUCUCCGAGCUAUUAGCAAGCUAAAGGUAUUGGGUAGUGGAUUUGAGGUCAUCACAAUUGGCAAGAAAAAGCUUGUCCGUUCAGUCCCCACUGAGCUCAACAAAGACCAUAACCAAAUCUUGGAGCUGGCUCAGGGUCAAGGCUUUGUGACUGUGGAACAAGUACAAAGACGGCUCUCGUGGACAUCAGGUCGGGUCAUAGAUGCUCUCGAAACUUUGUUAGAGGAGGGCCUUGCAAUGAUCGACAAUGGCAGUAAAGACGGAAAAUAGCCACCUUGUAACUAUUGGUUACGCUUGGCUGCUGGAGAGGUCAGUUUCUUCUGUCCACUCAGAGUUUGGUUCGCUCCAUGACCUCGGUCUCACCCCGAGCUUGAAGAACAACACCAUCUCCAGUAUCUCAAAGGCCUUGCUUUCAUCUAAAACCUUGUUCCAAACCCCACUCACAAUGCAGUAAUUGUUGUUAUACGGUGCUCGGUGAUGUUCCCCGUGCUGUUUCCUUGAAACAAGC
Brassica napus (rape) is the source of this 1142-nucleotide messenger RNA. RefSeq names its product vacuolar protein sorting-associated protein 22 homolog 1. The transcript is spliced from 8 exons. Gene Ontology annotation, biological process: protein transport to vacuole involved in ubiquitin-dependent protein catabolic process via the multivesicular body sorting pathway. Bases 209 to 904 code for a protein of 231 amino acids. The record is from RefSeq and is a predicted model, not a curated record. NCBI's taxonomy places the organism in Eukaryota, Viridiplantae, Streptophyta, Magnoliopsida, Brassicales, Brassicaceae. Gene Ontology annotation, cellular component: ESCRT II complex.